AGCCCCCAUGCCCCCCGUCCUUUUCCCUGCUUUGUUGUUGCUACGUAUGGGCAUCAGCAACUUUCAGUUUUUGGUAUGCAUUAAACGCCGCUGCCCCCCUCCUGGAGCAGAGCAGAGCAGGGCCCCUCUCGUCUCUGUUCCUGGUGGCUUGCGUGUGUGUGCAUCAGAGAGAAAGAGAGAGAGAGAGGCCUGCCGCCCAAGAUCUCUCUUGAUCAGUGCCGAGAUCAUCAAUCAGGGGGGCCUGCCAUCCAAGUGGGCAUCUCCAUUUUUCUUCCUCCUCGAGCUGGUUUCCGAGCCUGAUAAAACCACCCUCCCCGGCCUCGCUCAACUGCUCCCCAGCUUCUUUCUCGCCUGCUUGGAAGUAGUACCAGAAAGUAGAAACAGAGGGGAAGCAGAGAGAUCGCCUCAGGGUCGUCGUCACGAGCUGCAACCCGUCCGCAUUGUAGCCGUGAUAUCAGGAAAUGCUCUGGUUCCCAUUUUAGGUCCGGCUCCAUCUUCUUCCUCCUCUCGCUGAUCAUCUCCUCCGAUGCUUGGAAAGCUCUGCUGCUUUUGCUGCCCCACUCGCCCUCUCUAGCUAGCCAUCCCAGGUAGAAGCCUCUGCAGGGGAGUAGCCACUUGAGGUAGGACGGAGGGGUGGUUGGCGGUUCAUAGGCCGUCGCCGUCGCCGGUGCUUUCUCUCUCCAUGAUUGUUUAAGCUGCUUUGCUUCAGGUCUUUUAAAAUUACUAGUGUGUGCAAGAUUUGGCCUUUGGCGACCACGGAGCUAGGCGCCUCAAGAUGUCUAGCAAUCCAUCCUAUCAUCAGCAGCUGGGGUUGGAUGCCAUGAACACUUGCUUCUUCGGCGGCAGCAGCAUGAUCGGCUCCGAAGCACCGUUCUUCUACCCAGGCAUGCCGCACGAUGCGGGCUUCGGCUCCGGCGGCGCGGAUGUGGCCGCGCAUUUCAUGGCCAGCAGCGCGAUGGUCACUUCGCCGGCGAACCAGCUCGUCUGGCCCGCCGCUGCUCCUUCGCAGGACAGCCACCAAGCGAGCAUGUCGACGGAGGAGAUGAACGACGACGCCUACGCCGUCGCCGGCGAGAGCUGCAGCACCGUGCACUCCAUGCUCCCUUCCGCCUCGGCAGACUUCUUUCAGUACGGGUCGGGAGUGGUCACCAUCGCCCAGCCGUCGAAGAUGGCCAAGCUCGUUGCUGGAGAGCCACACUGCGGCUGGCUCUACGAUGGACCGAGCGCUGCCUCGACCCACCAGCCGUAUUACCUGACGGCGUUCUCCGGCGGCAGCGACUUUCCGGACGCUGUCGCCGGCGCGGCGAGCGGCCUGUCGCUCAGGCUAGGUGCCCAGUCUUCCUCGGUCACCAUGGCGAGCAUGCCGGAGCAGUCCUCGGAGGUGAGCUGCUCCGGCCUGACCCACGUCAACAGCGAAGGCUUUGGCUACCAGCAGCCUCAGGCCGUGAGGGCUCACGCCGGCGCCGGCGCCGGCCUGUUCCAUCUGCCUCCUUACGGCGAUGUCGGUGCCGGCGACGACGAGCUGCGGCACGUGUACCCACAGAUGUACUCGAGGCCUCCGCACUUCUCGCAGGUGCUGCCGCGGUCGGGAUACGCGCACAUUGCCCAGGAGCUGCUGAAUGGGUUCGCCGGCUGCGUGCUGAAAGACCUGGCCGAGAUGCCUGACGAUUCAGUCAGCGGCAUUGGCAGCGAGGCGAGCCUCCUGCUCUCGUCGAGCUGCUCGGCGAGGACGCCGUCGUCGGUGAGCUCCAACCAGCUGAUGCUGCCCUCCGACGAGGGCUCAGCCGACGGCGGGAGGUGGAUGGAGGCUCAGAGGGUGAGGAACGAUCUCCUGAAACUGCUACAGCUGAUGGACCAAAGGUGCAACCGGUGCUUCGACGACAUCCAGACCACGGCGUCCAAGUUCAGCAGCGUGGUGGCGCACCCAGGCGGCGGCGGAGGCGGCGCCAUCGCGCCGCCGCCGUUCGCGCAGCGCGCGAUGUCCGCGGUGUACCGGAGGCUGAGGAAGCGGAUCACGGGCCUGAUCGUGGCGGUGGCGCAGAGGUCCGGCGGGGGCGGGGGCGGGGAGCCGUCGUCGCUGGCCGACAAGGAGCGGAGCUGGGAGUCGGCCUUCAUCCAGAAGCACUGGGCGUUGCAGCAGCUCCGGCGCGGCGACCAGCAGUCCUGGCGGCCCCAGCGCGGCCUGCCGGAGAAGUCCGUCGCCGUGCUCAAAGCCUGGAUGUUCGAGAACUUCCUCCGCCCGUACCCGAAGGACCACGAGAAGGACAUGCUGGCGGCGAGGAGCGGGCUGAGCAGGAGCCAGGUCUCCAACUGGUUCAUCAACGCGCGCGUCCGGCUGUGGAAGCCGAUGAUCGAGGAGAUGUACGAGGAGCUCAAGAGGAGCUCCGGGCGCGGCGGCGACGCUGAGCUUCCGAGCAGCAAAGACGUCGUCGGCUAGGAAAAGGGGACGGCCAAGGUUGGAACUGCACGAGUCCUCACUCAUGGGCGCUGUCUCUCUGGCCAUUGUUGAUCAUCUGGUCGCUAUAUCUAUGUAGUAACCUGGAGUAGUUUUCUUGCAUGUACAUAUAAUUGCCACCUGGUGCCUGCGAUUAAACGGAAACCUCUCGCAUGAUCGUUGAUUGUUCAUGGCGUCGAGAGGUUUGAAAGAUUUCGAGUUGCCCGGCAGGGGAGUAGAA
Messenger RNA from Triticum dicoccoides, 2675 nucleotides. RefSeq names its product BEL1-like homeodomain protein 2. The coding region runs from base 776 to 2437 and encodes 553 amino acids. The transcript is spliced from 5 exons. Lineage: Eukaryota; Viridiplantae; Streptophyta; Magnoliopsida; Poales; Poaceae. The record is from RefSeq and is a predicted model, not a curated record. Gene Ontology annotation, molecular function: DNA binding. Gene Ontology annotation, biological process: regulation of DNA-templated transcription.